Molecule: messenger RNA, 345 nt
Organism: Fibroporia radiculosa
Lineage: Eukaryota; Fungi; Basidiomycota; Agaricomycetes; Polyporales; Fibroporiaceae
Exons: 1
Coding region: 1-345 (114 amino acids)
Source: RefSeq, a predicted model, not a curated record
AUGGACUUGCCUUGGAAUGUGUACGCGGAACAACUGAGCGGCCUUGGUUAUGGCUAUGCUCUGUGGAAUCCCCAACCCAUAGAAGACAGCGAAGUGCUCAUCGGAGACGUUGGAUGGAUCCGCAAAGGCCGAUUCCACCGUCUGUUCAACGCUAUGAAAGACGCACAGGACCCUCUCAAUCUUUCGUUUGGCGUUCCCGACUCUUACGUCCCGCUGAGGCUCGACAAGAAACUGGUCGUGAAAGAUGACGGCGCGAUAAUCGCGCCGUCUGUAAUGAGCGAGAGCAUAAUCAAGGUGGAAGUUGGCGCUGACGCCCAGGUGUGCGUGCAGGUUUGUUGUCUUUGA